Molecule: messenger RNA, 639 nt
Organism: Lactuca saligna
Lineage: Eukaryota; Viridiplantae; Streptophyta; Magnoliopsida; Asterales; Asteraceae
Source: the annotation of a GenBank genome assembly
AUGAAGCCUCAAUAUGAAACAUGGCCAUUAAGAAAGAUUACAGGUGUGAAAGUUACAGGGCCGAUUGAGACUGAUAGUUUUCCUAACACCAAGUUUAAAGUAGCGAGGGGUUCAGCUAGCCAAUGCUCUAAGUUUACUCUUGCAGAUCUUCCAUGCCUCAACCCAAAGGAUUCGUUCCCGCUUUACAACAUGUUGCUGAAGAACAUGGAAAAGUAUGAACUUGUCAUGUCUCAUCUCAAACUUAUGAUACAAUCUUAUAUUAAAGAGAAGGGAGAGAUGGAUGUUGAAGUUGUUGUGAUCCUUCAAAAGAAGCCUUCGAUAGUUCUCAAGGAAAAUCCUAAGGAUUUUGAAAAGAUGAAACUAGGAAAACUCUACAGUGGAGAUUGGUUUGUGGUUUAUUAUGCUAUGGAACGAUCUAGAGCAGACUUUCAUAAAGUAUGCUUCUAUCUUUCAGAUAAGCAUCUCUAUAACACAACCUUCCUUGAGUUCAUUUUGGAGCAUGUGAGCAAGUUCAGAGGCAACAAGAAAGAUGAUAUCAAGUGCUUCUCAGAUAGGGUUCUUUGGUACAUUGAAGUUCGGCAAGCAAUUUAUGCCAUGAUACUGAAGGUGUAUGAAGUGUAUAAACGAAUCCAAGGGUGA